Rhodotorula graminis WP1 is the source of this 2238-nucleotide messenger RNA. RefSeq lists its product as uncharacterized. The transcript is spliced from 9 exons. The record is from RefSeq and is a predicted model, not a curated record. NCBI's taxonomy places the organism in Eukaryota, Fungi, Basidiomycota, Microbotryomycetes, Sporidiobolales, Sporidiobolaceae. The coding region runs from base 1 to 2238 and encodes 745 amino acids. Gene Ontology annotation, molecular function: pseudouridylate synthase activity.
AUGGUCCGCGCCGCUCCCUCGCUCGCCGGCCUCCCGUUCGACAUCGCCCCGAGGUCGCACAAGCCCGCGCAGAAGGCCGCGCCAUCGUCGCCCUCGAGUCGACCCUCGUCACGCACGUCGCUCCCGAAAGAGUGCGAGGCCAUCCUGCGCGCGCAGGGCGUCACGCCCGCGACGGUCGCCAUCCUCGACGGGCGCAUCAAGGUCGGCCUCGACGACAAGGACCUCGACCUGCUCGCGGCCAAAGGGUGGGAGGCGCGCAAGGACAAGCGGGUCGCAGAAGGGCUGUGGAAGGUCGGCAGGAGGGAACUUGGAGCCGCAUUGGUCAAGCGCGUCGACGGCGGGACGACUGUGUCGGGCACGAUGGCGGUUGCGCAUCUCGCGGGCAUCAAGGUCUUCUCAACGGGCGGCAUCGGCGGCGUCCACCGCGGCGCAGAGACGAGCUUCGACAUCUCGUCCGACCUCAUCUCGCUGAGCGACACGCCCGUCGCCGUCGUGUGCGCCGGCUCCAAGUCGAUCCUCGACAUCGGCUUGACGCUCGAGUACCUCGAGGCGCACGCUGUCCCUAUUGCCGGCUUCAAGACGUCGGCCUGGCCCGCCUUCUACACUGCCGACUCGGGCUUCAAGGCGCCGAUGCAGCUCGACUCGGCCACGCAGGUCGCCGAGACGAUCCUCCAGCAGGACCGGCUCGGGCUCACGGCGGCGCUCCUGCUCGGCAACCCGAUCCCGCACGAGUACCACCCCGUCGGCGACGAGCUGCAGCGUGCGGUCGACCAGGCCGUCGAGGAGAGCGUCGAGAACGGCGUCAGCAAGAGCGGCAAGCUCGUCACGCCGUGGCUCCUGCAGCGCGUCGCCGAGCUGUCGCAGGGCAAAUCGCUCGAGAGCAACAAGGCGCUCAUCCGCAACAAUGUCAAGGUCGGCGGCGAGGUCGCGCUCGAGUACGCGCGCUUGCUCAAGAGCUCGUCAGCAUCGUCGUCGUCAUUCCAGCCGUCCCUCCCACCCUCUCCACCACCUUCUCCUCCUCUCGCCGCCGCAUCCUCCUCUGCCUUGACCUCGGCCGUACCGCUCGAACCUCUUCCUUCGGCCUCGCUCGUCGUCGCAGGCGUCCUCGCCGUCGACAUCACCAUGUCGCCCACGGCCGUCUCGCCCUUGUCGACGACCGCUCCCGGCCGGGUAGGCCUCACGCUCGGCGGCGUCGCAGGCAACGUGUCGGGCGCGGCACACUCGCUCCUCGGCGGGAGCGAGGUGCUCCUCGUCGCGGCGGUCGCGGGCGACCUCCUCGGCGGCGUCGCGCGGUCGGGCCUCGAGGGGAGGGGGAUGCGCACGGACGGGUUGGUGGAGGGGAGCGGGGCCAUGGCGACGUGCGGGUACCUGCUCGAUGAGCGAGGAGAGCUCGUGGGAGGGGUGGCGGACAUGGCGCUGUCGAAGGAACUGACCGGGACCAAGAUCGUCCAACGCAUCGAGCAGAUGCGGCCCAAGGUUGUCUGCUUCGACGCCAACAUCGAGAUCGACGCCAUGGUCGACGUCCUCUUGCACUGCGAGAAGACGGGCUUGCCGACCUUCUUCGAGCCGACGUCGAACGCCAAGUCGCUCAAGAUCCUCCUGGCUCUCGAGUCGCGCGCCGUGGCCGCGCUCGGGCCCCUGUCGACCCCGCUCGUGUCGUUCUCGGCGCCGAACAUCCACGAGCUGCACGCGCUGUACGACGUCGUCGCCUUUUCCGAGCACUCGGUCUACACGCCCGGCGCCUGGUUCGACGACAUCACCGUCUCGGCGCAAGACCUGUCGGUCCUCCUCCCCUCGUGGGCGACGAGCACGGGCGCGGCGCAGAUGGCGGUCCGGCUCCUGCCCGUCGUGCGCACCCUGUUCGUCAAGUCGGGCGCCGAGGGCGUCCUCGUCGUGCAGCGCGUGUCGGGCGUCGACCAGGUCGCGGCGUGGCGCUCGCUCCCGCGCCGCAAGGGCACCGUCGUCGUCCCGAAUUCGGCGUCGCCCGCCGAGGCCGUCGUCCUUCGGCACUACCCGGCGCUCAAGCUCGACGCGGGCGAGGUCGUCGGCGUGACGGGCGCGGGCGACAACCUGGCGGGCGCGACGCUCGCCGCCAUGGCGCGUGGACUCAGGGCCGACGUGCCGAGCGAGCUGGACCGCAUCGUCGACCUGGCGCAGAGAGCGGCGGUCGGAGCGCUCAAAAGCGAGGAGGCGGUCGGCGACCACUCGGGUCUGCGAGCGUUGCUGCCGGUCUUGUAG